Molecule: messenger RNA, 2193 nt
Organism: Myripristis murdjan (pinecone soldierfish)
Lineage: Eukaryota; Metazoa; Chordata; Actinopteri; Holocentriformes; Holocentridae
Gene: sgsh
Product: N-sulfoglucosamine sulfohydrolase (sulfamidase)
Exons: 9
Coding region: 243-1826 (527 amino acids)
Biological process (GO): heparan sulfate proteoglycan catabolic process; glycosaminoglycan catabolic process
Molecular function (GO): N-sulfoglucosamine sulfohydrolase activity
Source: RefSeq, a predicted model, not a curated record
UCAGGAAGGCGUGUGAUUCGACUGUGGACAUGGCUGAAUGUUGCACUGUAACACAUCUACACACAGAUAUAUUGUUGUUUAUCGUCGGGAAAGCGGCUGAGCGACUUCAGUAGUUGUGUUUUAAUGGCGGGGGGUACUUUAUUCAACGAGUUUAUCUUGGCAGAAGCGUCGUGAAGUGUUUUUUCAGAGCCACACAGCUGCAGGAGGAAACAGGCCAAAGUUUUGUUUGGCUUGAGCUCAUCAUGCUGCGGGAGCUGCUGCUGGCCGCUGCCUUGUUGUCAUGUUGCAUCGGACAGGCAAAGAGGAGAAAUGUCCUCUUAAUAAUAGCUGAUGAUGCAGGUUUUGAGACAGAAGUGUACAACAACUCUGUGGUCCGCACCCCCCACCUCCGCUCGCUGGCCCGUCGCAGCUUGAUCUUCCAAAACGCCUUCACCUCGGUCAGCAGCUGCUCCCCGAGCCGCUCCACCAUCCUGACCGGCCUGCCACAGCACCAGAAUGGCAUGUACGGGCUUCACCAGGGCGUCCACCACUUCAACUCAUUUGACGGCGUACAAAGCCUGCCUCUGCUGCUCAGCCAGGCCAACGUGCAUACAGGUAUAAUUGGGAAAAAGCACGUGGGUCCAGGAUCUGUCUACCCUUUCAACUUCGCCUACACGGAGGAAAACAGCUCCGUCCUGCAGGUGGGCCGGAAUAUCACCCGGAUCAAACUCCUGGUCCGGAAGUUUUUCCAGACUCAUAAAGAGGAAGCUGUCGAGCGAAGGGAAAAGCAAAAGGGGAACAAAGGAGGAAGAGAGAACAGAGGAGAAGAAGAGAGGCCAUUUUUCCUCUAUGUUGCGUUUCAUGACAUCCACCGAUGCGGACACUCCCAGCCUCAGUAUGGAGCUUUCUGUGAGAAAUUUGGGAACGGUGAGAUGGGAAUGGGAAGAAUUCCUGACUGGACACCAGAAUACUACAGUCCAGAGCAAGUUAAGGUUCCCCCUUUUGUACCAGAUACACCUACAGCACGAGCAGACUUAGCCGCCCAAUACACCACUGUCAGCAGGCUGGACCAGGGUAUUGGUCUGGUGCUUCAGGAGCUGAGAGACGCUGGUUAUGAGAACGACACUCUGGUCAUUUACAGCUCAGAUAACGGCAUCCCCUUCCCGAAUGGCAGAACCAACCUGUACCGCUCCGGCACGGCAGAGCCCAUGCUGGUUUCAUCUCCAGAGCACAGGGAGCGCUGGGGAGACACCAGUCAGGCCUACGUCAGCCUCCUGGAUAUCACUCCCACCAUCCUGGACUGGUUCUCUGUUCCCUACCCGUCCUACAGCCUCCCCGGCAGCCCCGCGGCCCCGGUCCACCUCACCGGCCGCUCCUUGCUGCCGGCGCUGAUCACAGAGCCUGGCGACUGGCUCACCGUCUAUGCCAGCCAGUCCCUGCAUGAGGUGACUAUGUACUACCCGACCCGCUCAGUCCAGCAGGGGGCGUACCACCUUCUCCACAACCUGCACUACCGCAUGCCGUUCCCCAUAGACCAGGACUUGUACGUGUCACCGACUUUCCAAGACCUGCUGAACCGCACGCAAUGGCAGCGGCCGACACACUGGUUUAAGAGCCUGGAGCAGUACUACUACAGAGACCGCUGGGAGCUGUACGACACCAGGGCGGACCCACAGGAAGUGAAGAACCUGGCGUCAGACCCGUCUUACAGCUCUGUGCUGGAGAGCCUGAGGCAGCGGCUGCAGAAAUGGCAGUGGGAGACAGGCGACCCGUGGGUCUGUGGACCAGACUACGUCCUGGAGGACAAACUGGAGCCACAUUGCAGACCGCUCUACAACGGACUCUGAAGAGCUCUAUAAAUGACUGAAUCCUAUCAAAGAGGGCUGCGUUGGCCCGGCUACACACUGGCCUCAUAAUGGCACAGUGGUGGACUCUGUGGGCCAGCAAGGUCAAUGUAAACUAUUGACCUGAACGACUUUGGUGUAAUUGACUGUGUGCGCACUGCUUUUCAGAUCUGGAUUCUUUGUUAGUACUUAAAGGUGGGUACUGAUCUUAAUUUUGAUGAUGUCCACACACACACGCACACACAUGCACACACACACACACACACACACACACACACACAUAAAAUGAACAAGUUUUUCAUAUUUAAAAUUGUAUGGAAAUGCUGUUUCUGUAGUUCAAGAAUAAAGUCAACUUAUGUUGUGUUUUUCC